GGGAGGGAAGCUUCCUGGAGCUGGGGGAGGUUCCCAGAGGAGGGUCUAACUCGGCUCCAGGAGCAGCCCAUACAGUUGAAGAGGAAGUCCUGUCCCUCCUCAGUCUGGACAGGACUAGCAGGUGGACCAUGGUACAUGGUAGGAGCCCCUGGCUAGGGGGCCAUCAAUUCUGCCCAUCCCUAGCUCUGACCCCAGCACUUGGGGGCUUGGGCUGGCUGUGUGUGUGUGUGUGUGUGGGGGGGUUAUAAUACCCCCCUGAUCGUGGUGUCCUGGGUGGUCUCCCAUUACGACCACCCCUAAGGCCAACCCUGCCUGGCACUGGGAGCCCCCAAGUCCUUCCCUUGUUCCUGGGCAGAGGAUGCCUGAGAUACGUGACAGGUGCUGGGUGGAUGACUGGAGCAGAGCUGCCAGAUGACUACCUGAAGACACUCAGCAGGCUUCUGAGCCAUAGUAUAACAGUGGGGGCUGGCUGUGACAGCUUCUUGGCUCCUUUGCCCUCUCACUGGCCCUGUCCCCCGCUGAGAUGAGGGGUCAUAUGCAUGUCCUACGGGGCCCCUCACUCUGACGGACACAUGUUAAUAGUGGGUCUCUGCCUAUUAUGGGUGCACUAGUGGGUCUCAUGGAAAAAUGUUUGGGAACCCCUGGUGUAACUUAUCAUAGGUGAACUGGUAACAAGCUGGUAACCCUUGCUCCAGAUCAGUGCAUCAUGGAAUCUUGUAUGAUUUAUAGCCCAGUCCCUGUAGGGUGGGGUUGGGGAGAGGAUGGAGCUUCUCUGGGAUUUUCUGUUCAGACUCUGGGUCUGGAAGGAGUAACAGCACUAACAUUAAUGAACAAGUUCAACACUUGUUUCCUUGCCCACCCCUCCCAGCAGGAUUUCCAGUUUCCAAACCAAACGUCCUUUCCCAGCUGGAACGAGGGGAGGAGCUGUGGGUCCCUGAUCUCCAGAGCCACAAGGAAAGGGAGAGCCCAAGCAAUGCCCACACUGGUGAUGGGACAGUGAAUGAGAUUGAGGAGGAGAAUCCUCAGCAGGAAGGUCCUGAGCGAGUGGAACCACAGGGGAUGGUAUCGGGAAGAGGUGAAGGGCAUGUUUCCCAGAGUCCUGAGGAGGGAGAGGCCCGUGAGAGUCAGAGCAGCGCAGAGAAGCAUCGGGGAAACCUCUCAGAAGGGAGACAGAGUAAAUCCACUCACAGGAGCAGAGGAGUCAAGAAAGUCAAAGAAACUAUUCAACAGAGAAUCCCCAUUAGAGAGAGACCCUACAUGUGCAGUUACUGUGGGAAAAGCUUCCAAUACAGAUCAGAACUCCUAGCACAUCAGAUAUUCCACACAGGAGAGAAACCUUAUGAAUGUCCUCACUGUGGAAAAAGUUUCAGUCAGAGCUCAGCCCUUAUUCAACAUCAGAGAAUCCACACAGGAGAGAAACCCUACAAAUGUAAUGAGUGCAGGAAAAGCUUCCGUUUGGGCUCAGACCUUCUAGCACAUCAGAGAAUCCAUACAGGAGAAAAACCCUAUGAAUGCCCUGACUGUGGAAAAAGCUUUCGACGGCGCUCAACCCUUGUUUCCCAUAAGAGAAUCCACACGGGAGAGAAACCCUACAAAUGCAAUGAGUGCGGGAAAAGCUUCCGUUUGGGCCCAGACCUUCUAGCACAUCAGAGAAUCCACACAGGAGAGAAACCCUAUGACUGCCCUGACUGUGGAAAAAGCUAUCGACAGCACUCAGCCCUUGUUUGCCAUCAGAGAACCCACACGGGAGAGAAACCCUUUAAAUGCCCCCAAUGUGAGAAAAGAUUCACUAGGAAGUCACACCUUAAUCAGCAUCAGAGAACCCACACGGGAGAGAAGCCCUAUGAAUGCCCCGACUGCAGGAAAAGCUUCAGUCAGAGCUCAAGCCUUAUUCAACAUCAGAGAAUCCACACAGGAGAGAAACCCUAUAAGUGCAAUGACUGUGGAAAAGACUUCUGUGACAGAUCAAGCCUCCGCAGACACCAGAGGAUCCAUACAGGAGAGAAACCCUAUAAAUGCCAUGACUGUGAGAAAAGGUUCAGUCGGAACUCAAGGCUUAUUAGACAUCAGAGAACCCACACAGGAAAGAAACCGAAUAAGUGCCAUGAGUGUGGGAAAGGCUAUUAUGAUAGCUCAAGCCUCAGCAGACACCAGAAAAUCCACACACGACACAAACCCUAGAAAUGUCCUGGCUAGGGAUGGGCUAUGUCAGUAAAACCUUUGCCGAUUCCCACAUAUCUAAGCAGGUCAGGCCAGGCUGAAAUGGCCCUGUAAUGAGGACAUGCCAUUGUUCUUAAAGCAGAGAGUGGAAUCACUUUUCUGGAACAGAGCUGGCACAGCAAGAGGCUAGGCCUGAGAUAAGAGUCCCAUGUUGCGAUGGGAUUUGAUUAUUACUUCUGGAGAAGCUCUGAACAUCCUCCAUUCAGGUCCUUCAUUUAAAUUUUGAGUUCUACACCUAGGACCCUAUUUUUAUCAUAUGCUGGGACUUCUCAUUUCUUCUUGAUAGUGUUUUAGGCUGGGAUCCACCAGGGGACUUAGGCGCUGGGACACUGAACAUUCCAACACAUAACUUUUAGGCACCUAGAAGAUCACAGGAACAACACUGAGUUCCAUAAACCCGAAUCAGGUGACUAGGCUCUCAGUACAAUCAAUUGGGCAAGAUGGGCAUCUUAGAACUGGAUUCACAAUAGCCAGCCCGCUGGGUGGGGAGCUACUUUAUCUAGCCAACAGGAGAUGCCAACAAGAGGGGUAUGUCCUAAACCCUGCCCCUCUGACGGAGAUAGGCACCUAUCUCUGUUUGUGCUUUAUGAACUAGUGAAAUUAGACACUUCCCUGCCAAUGAAAUCCAUCCCAGUAUGCUUGUUCAGUGGCCAGCUAACUUCCCACAAAACAGCUGGGGGGUGGUGGUGGUAGAAACUCACUCAUAAUCUUUAACCCCGUGGUUGGGGUACUCGCACACAAUGUGGGACAGUCCCAGUUCAAGUCCCCCUUCCACUUGAUGAAGCAAAAUGAUAUGAACAGGGUCAUCUGCCUGUCAGGACAGUGCCCUAACCAGUAAGGGUAUGUCUACAGAGCAGCUAGCCACCCCCAGCUGGCCUGUGCUAGCUGACUUGGGCAUGCUGG
Messenger RNA from Terrapene triunguis (Three-toed box turtle), 3123 nucleotides. Its product is annotated as zinc finger protein 501-like. Gene Ontology annotation, molecular function: RNA polymerase II cis-regulatory region sequence-specific DNA binding; DNA-binding transcription activator activity, RNA polymerase II-specific. The transcript is spliced from 2 exons. The coding region runs from base 1060 to 2181 and encodes 373 amino acids. Lineage: Eukaryota; Metazoa; Chordata; Testudines; Emydidae. The record is from RefSeq and is a predicted model, not a curated record. Gene Ontology annotation, cellular component: nucleus. Gene Ontology annotation, biological process: regulation of transcription by RNA polymerase II.